Messenger RNA from Clupea harengus (Atlantic herring), 1712 nucleotides. RefSeq names its product ras-related protein Rab-15-like. NCBI's taxonomy places the organism in Eukaryota, Metazoa, Chordata, Actinopteri, Clupeiformes, Clupeidae. The record is from RefSeq and is a predicted model, not a curated record. Gene Ontology annotation, molecular function: GTPase activity; GTP binding. The coding region runs from base 283 to 921 and encodes 212 amino acids. The transcript is spliced from 8 exons.
UAUCAAAACAUUCCAUUCUGUGACAUUGUUUGGACUAGCAUGUGGGCUACAAGUAAUAGGCUAAUCAAUCAAAUGUGAAUUUGUAUGGAUUUAUCAAAGCACUCUUUAUUUGUAGGCAACUAGUGUGCAGCUACGAGUGGAACUACGACCAAACCAGUACGCCAAACGUUUGAUCACUACCAGAAGAGGAAGUCACCAUGGCAUGGCAUUGAUGUCCAUGUUCUCCUCUAAGGACCAUGGGUCGUGCUAGUGUCAGAUGAACAUCGUGGAUACUUUCUCAGCAUGGCGAAGGAAUACGAUGUGCUGCUACGGCUAAUGCUGCUUGGAGACUCCGGAGUCGGAAAAACUUGUUUGUUGUGGAGGUUCACAGACGGCGACUUCCACCCAUCACACAUCUCCACUAUCGGAAUCGAUUUCAAGAUGAAAACACUAGAUAUAGAUGGCACCCGAGUCCGAGUGCAGAUAUGGGAUACAGCAGGCCAGGAGAGGUACCAGACUGUCACCAAACAGUACUACAGGCGUGCACAGGGGAUCCUCCUGGUGUAUGAUGUCACAAAUGAACACUCCUUUCAACACAUUGUCAAAUGGGCCAGCGAUGUUGAUGAGUGUGCACCCGAGCAGGUGAUGAGGAUCCUGGUGGGGAAUAAGUGUGAUGAGGAAGAGAGGAGAAGAGUCACCACUGAACAAGGGGAUAAGUUAGCAAAAUCAUAUGGAAUGGACUUCUUUGAGACGAGUGCCUUCAGCAACCACAACAUCAAGGAGUCUUUCUCACGACUCACAGAGAUGGCGCUGCAUGCUAACCGGAAGAAACUGGACGGUCUGUGGUUGUCCAUUAAUGAUGACCUCAGCACUGAAGAUCUACUGCAGGAGGAAGCCGACCAGAAGGUGGAGGAGAACCCCGAGAGGACAUGUGUGUGUUAGACACGAAGCAGCAGCCUCUGAACUCUGACCUCUGACAUCUGACCUUCCCGUACGCAAGGCCGUUCGGUCUGGGAGAAUCAACUACAUCAGUUCAGUGUGGGAGAAUGAUGACUGAACUAAUUCAUCUCUAUAGAAUUGUUCAGCUCCACAGUGAUGAGUGAUUUUAUCCAGGCAAAUCAUCAAGAGUAAACGCAUAAACCAGUAUGACAAUAAACUCCGAGACAAAAAGUUUGGAAAUUUGUGUUUGUUGUGCACAAAUUUCCAAACUUUUCCAAGUUUAUGUCAAGAUGGACCAUCCAUGUUAAAAAGAUCACAGACCGCUCUACCUGUUAUGGCGCAGGUACAACAGUAGGGGGCAGUAGCCCGCAUUUUCUUUAUGCCUGCAGCUGGUAAAUGUGUUGUUCUCUGUAGUACCCCUCUUAAAUAUAUACCCCCCACCCCUCACCCCCCAUCAUAUGUGUGACCUGCCUACUGCAGGGAUGAGGGCAGGGUGUUCAGAACAGUUUGAAAAGACAGGCCAGGUGUGUCACGCUCAUGUUUGUGUCACCUAUCAGAAACACCUGCCCUGAACGUCACGGCCACUGCGGAUGUGGGACUGUCUUGUGGACACACAUAUUUAUGAAUGUCGUUCCGGUGAAUUCCAUUGUGUUUUUAUUUGUGUUGUGAGACUGGCUGUCUGUUACAGGGCCUCGUCAGGUCCAGGGGUGCCAGUCAUCACACUCAGACUCAUUAUUGUGUACAUGUUGUGUUUGUUUACCAUGGGAAUAAAAACUAAAUAUGUUUUCAAGAAA